This is a messenger RNA of Cottoperca gobio, 1480 nucleotides long. RefSeq names its product mitogen-activated protein kinase 12b (gene mapk12b). Lineage: Eukaryota; Metazoa; Chordata; Actinopteri; Perciformes; Bovichtidae. Gene Ontology annotation, biological process: protein phosphorylation. The transcript is spliced from 12 exons. The record is from RefSeq and is a predicted model, not a curated record. Gene Ontology annotation, molecular function: ATP binding; MAP kinase activity. Bases 253 to 1335 code for a protein of 360 amino acids.
GUGUGUGUGUGUGUGUGUGUGUGUGUGUGUGUGUGUGUGUGCGUGUUGGGGGUGUAACUGGGGACCCUUGCAAAGCGCUUAACUGGUCCGCUGGUUCAUCUGGAGGAAUUUGCGCUCCACUAAAAUCUUCACUACGGGACGGACUGCGCGUCUUUGGGGCUUAAAAACAAUUACAAAAACAUCUCAGUUUGUUCACAUGAGACGACGGAGCGGACUCACAUCCUGACCUCAGCCUUGUCUAGUUGGGAGGUUAUGGCUGUGCGGGCGAGGACGGGAUACUACCGGCAGGAGGUAAACAGAACCGGGUGGGAGGUUCCGGAGAGGUACCGGGACUUGAAACAGGUCGGAACAGGAGCCUAUGGAACUGUGUGUUCAGCAUGGGACCGCCGGAUGGGGGCGCAGGUGGCCAUCAAGAAACUUCAGCGGCCCUUCCAGUCCAAGCUUUUUGCCAAAAGGGCAUACAGAGAGUUGCGACUCCUUAAACACAUGAAGCAUGAAAAUGUAAUUGGGCUGCUGGAUGUUUUCACUGCUGAGAUCGCAUUGGACCGCUUGCGUGACUUUUACCUGGUGAUGCCUUUCAUGGGCACUGACCUCGGCAAGCUAAUGAAGCUGGAGAGACUGUCAGAGGACAGAGUGCAGUUCCUCGUCUAUCAGAUGCUGAAAGGACUCAAGUAUAUCCACUCUGCAGGGAUCAUCCACAGGGACCUUAAACCUGGAAAUUUAGCCAUUAACCCGGACUGUGAGCUAAAGAUUCUUGAUUUUGGCUUGGCGAGGCAGGCAGACGCUGAAAUGACUGGCUACGUGGUGACGCGCUGGUACCGAGCGCCUGAGGUUAUCCUCAACUGGAUGCACUACACACAAACCGUUGAUAUUUGGUCGGCAGGUUGUAUUAUGGCAGAGAUGCUAAUGGGAAAGCCGCUGUUCAAAGGAAGUGAUCACCUGGACCAGCUCAGAGAAAUCAUGAAGAUUACAGGGACCCCAGCGGCUGACUUUGUCGUGAAGCUACAGAGCCAAGAUGCCAAAAACUACAUCAGAAGUCUUCCGAAAGUGGCAAAAAAAGACUUGCACUCUGUUUUCUCCAAAGCUAGCUCAAAUGCAGUGUGUGUCUUGGAAAAGAUGCUUCUCCUGGACCCCGUGCAGAGGGUGAGCGCUUCAGAGGCGCUCGAGUUGCCUUUCUUCAGCGAGUUCAGAGAUGCUGAGGAGGAGACUGAGGCGCAGACUUACGAUCAGACCAUGGACAACACAGACCUGCCGCUGGACCAGUGGAAACGUCAUACUUUCACAGAGAUAUUGACCUUCAGGCCGCCCAGGGACUCCAGAGAGACAUCACUUUAAGAACACACACACCGUGCACACAUACACACUUGCGCCAUUGUUUUCUUGUUGACUUUAUCGCAUUGUGUUGGAGAAAUGGAUAUUAUUAGUUCGUUUGAGUUUGUGUUUUCAAUAAAUGUGAUUUGCUCAAUUGUUAAGAAGCUCA